ACUGUCGGACUUAAAUGGAUCCCAGAGAACUGAAAUCUACCUAAGGGUCUCUGGUUUUGGCACUGUGUCCUCUGCUCCUAUGGAAGUUCUGAAAUUAUAUGGCCUACGUGCCAUAUUGAUGAGUUUGCUCUGCCAUCUCCUUUCCUCUUCUAAAUGGGAAAGUAAUGAAGCUGGGACCAAUACAUUCAUUUCAGCUCUUGGCUACACGUCAGCAGAUUAUUAUUCUCACUUGGUUAAAAAUAUGGUCUUAUCGUUAGUAGCAGAACUUAGAGGAAAUGAGUUUAAUGGACUUAACAUUCAAGGGAGAGUUCCAGCCAGUCGUGUGAGUGAGGUGUCCCUUUUCUGUCUCCCUCUGAUUACUUUGCCUGAUUUAACUCCACUGCUGGAAACUCUCCUUCUUUACCAUGGAGGCGCUUCACAGGAAAUUCUCAGUUCAGAGUUUCUAGAGGCAGUGAAUGAGGCCUUUCUAAAAAAGAAGAUCUCCCUCUCAGAAUCAGCUGUCUUCAGCCUAUGGCUUCGUCACUUACCAAGCCUUGAAAAAGCUACUUUAUAUCUUUUAGACCAGCUGGUUUCCAUUGAGGUGAAUUCGCUGGAAGAAGUGGCUUGUGUCCUAAAAUAUUCAUUAUUGCCACAAGCAGCAAGCCAUCCUGCCGUUUUCAGAAUUGUUGAUGAAAUUUUCAAGAAUGCACUGCUGGAAACUGAUGGAGCUCCAGAAGUUAUGACCAUAAUACAGGUGUUUACACAGCUCUUUGUUGAGGCUCACCAGAAUGAUAACAAGCAGCAUAAGUUUCCAUUGAAAGCCUACUUCUCUCACCAUCACCAGCCUCUUGCAAUAGCUUUACUCAGAUGUCCUUUUGCUACGCACUGCUGUCAACACUUGAAACACAUUUCAGAAGUGCUCAAAGCAUUACUAGAAGGUGAAAGCAUUAGUUCGUUUGCUGACCUUUUUGAAAUCUGGUUUUUGAUUGCUCGUUUUGGAGAAUGGCUGGAUAUUGCAGCAGAACAAUUACUGAAGGCCUCUGUAGAACCAGAUGCUUUGCUGUGGCUGCUGGCAUUUUACUACAGUCCUCAGAAUGAAAAUCAGCAAAGGACUCGAACAAUGGUGAGUACUGUAGCAAUAGUAACCAGCAGUAAGCAGACAACAGUCUGCUUAUAUCUCAUUGCUCUGCAACCGACUGUACAUUCAAAAGAAAAAAAGUGGUAUACACUGAAGAAGACUUUGGUUUUGUAA
Molecule: messenger RNA, 1231 nt
Organism: Struthio camelus australis
Lineage: Eukaryota; Metazoa; Chordata; Aves; Struthioniformes; Struthionidae
Source: RefSeq, a predicted model, not a curated record